Messenger RNA from Cannabis sativa, 1650 nucleotides. RefSeq names its product NAC domain-containing protein 101-like. Gene Ontology annotation, biological process: regulation of DNA-templated transcription. NCBI's taxonomy places the organism in Eukaryota, Viridiplantae, Streptophyta, Magnoliopsida, Rosales, Cannabaceae. The record is from RefSeq and is a predicted model, not a curated record. The transcript has 2 exons. The coding region runs from base 87 to 1457 and encodes 456 amino acids. Gene Ontology annotation, molecular function: DNA binding.
AGAGAGACGUCGUACGUGAAAUUAGAAAUAAACAUAAUUAUAAAUAAUUAGUAAUUAUUAGUCCAUCGAACCAACCAGAUCCUGAGAUGGCUUCUUCGAGCGGUGGUGUGCCUCCAGGAUUUCGAUUCCACCCUACUGACGAGGAGCUUCUUCACUAUUACUUGAAGAAGAAGGUCUCCUUUCAGAAGAUUGACAUGGAGGUCAUUCGAGAGGUCGAUUUGAACAAGAUGGAACCUUGGGAUUUACAAGAGAGAUGCAGAAUAGGAUCGACACCGCAGAACGAAUGGUACUUCUUCAGCCACAAGGACAGGAAGUAUCCAACUGGGUCUCGGACGAACAGGGCGACCAACGCUGGGUUUUGGAAGGCCACAGGAAGAGACAAGUGCAUUCGCAACGCCUUCAAGAAGAUUGGUAUGCGUAAAACCUUGGUUUUCUACCGAGGAAGAGCUCCUCACGGCCAGAAGAGCGACUGGAUAAUGCACGAGUAUCGGCUAGAAGAGCAAGACAACCAGCCUGAUCACCAUGAGGAUGGUUGGGUGGUGUGCAGGGUGUUCAAAAAGAAAAACCUAUUCAAACUCUCAUCAUCAUCUUCUACUGCUACUAAUAAUAAUCAUAAUCAUAAUAAUAUUAACAACAAUUCUCAUCAUCUUAAUAUUAACAAUGAAUUAGGCACCUCGCCCACUACUACUACUACUGCCAAUAUGAUGAUGAUGAUCAACUCAUCCUCAUCCAAUAAUUUAUCAUCAUCAGAUCAUCAUCAUCAUCAACACAACCUGAUGAACCACAAUAACAGCAUGACCAAUAAUAACGCAUUCAAUAUCCGAUCAGAUCACAACAACCAGCAGUACUACCAAAUGCUUCGCCAACCUCAACAUCAGGAAAGUACCACUGAACUCCCACAUCUUAAUUUGAUGAUGCAACAUCAGCAACAGCAGAACGUGGCUCUUCAUCACAACAACACUACUUACCCGACAGCUCACUACAAUAGCUCAUCUCUACUCCAUAACCUCAUUCCACCUCACAAGUCUACUCCUCUUUUGCCUGCAUCAUCCUACGAUCACUACGCCCCCGCUGGCCCUGCUCGGGACUGCGAGAGUGGCAGCGAUACUGCUCUGCCCUUGCGCUACCCAUCCAAUACUAACUGUGACCCUCAGCAGACAUCUGGGCUUGAGGUAGGUGCUGGAAGGUCGGACACUGAUCAAGACCCAGACCAUGCAUGGACAAUGCUUGACCGGAUUGUCACUACUACUAAUAAUAACACAAGUAGUCAUGAACAUGAAGAUGAUCAUCAUCAUCAACAUGAGUCAACUAAAGGGGUAAGGACGACCACGUUAUUUGAAAAUGUCAACAGCGUCGACGCACCCUCUGUCUCUCUUUCUGUGUCUCCUCACAUUAAUCCCUUAUCUUUACGUGGGACGUCUGGGGAGAUGGAUUUCUGGGGUGGCUAUGCCAAAUAGCCACGCCCACACACACAUAUAUAUAUAAUGAAUAUAUAUAUAUAUAAAUCUUAUUUAUCAUUCAUUUGGAUCACUAUAUAUACAUAACGAUUGUAUACAUCUCAAAAUUAUAAAUACUGUUAUAUCUACGUAACUAGAGCUCUCUAUACUCAUGGAUUUUACUUUUAAUUAGCCCAAAAACUAUAUAACUGUA